Benincasa hispida (wax gourd) is the source of this 786-nucleotide messenger RNA. RefSeq names its product Bifunctional inhibitor/lipid-transfer protein/seed storage 2S albumin superfamily protein. NCBI's taxonomy places the organism in Eukaryota, Viridiplantae, Streptophyta, Magnoliopsida, Cucurbitales, Cucurbitaceae. The record is from RefSeq and is a predicted model, not a curated record. Gene Ontology annotation, biological process: lipid transport. Gene Ontology annotation, molecular function: lipid binding.
AAGCCCAUAAACUCUCUCUUCAUCUCGGCCUUCUCCAACUUAUUCACCAAUUAGUGAUGGAGGGCUUUCAUUUUACUUGGAAAUGGCUGUUGUUAACGCUGCUGCUAACGUCACCGACGGUGAGCUUUGUAGGUGGAGAUGAUGAGAAAGACAAGGAGGAAUGCACACAGCAAUUGGCUGGGAUGGCCACGUGUCUGCCGUACGUGAGCGGUGGUGCAAAGGCUCCGACGCCUGACUGUUGCAGUGGACUGAAGGAAGUGCUUAAGAACAACAAGAAGUGCUUAUGCGUUAUAAUUAAAGACCGAAAUGACCCUGACUUGGGGCUUCAGAUAAAUGUCACACUGGCCUUGGGCCUCCCUGAUAUUUGUCAUGCCACUGCCAAUGUCUCUAAUUGUCCAGCUCUUUUAAACUUGCCACCCAAUUCAGCUGAGGCUCAAGUUUUCUAUCAACUGGGCAAGGGAAAUAGCUCCUCCUCUGCUGUAGCACCUGCUCCCAUAAGCCCUUCUCCUACCAUUAACUCAACAGUUGGAGGGGGAAGUAGAAUUGGGCCAGACAAGGGUGGAGCUUACAACAUAGGAAAGAAAUGGCUGCCAUUGGAGACUUUGGCUGUUGGAGCUCUAUUGCUUUUGUUUUGGUUGGAUUCAUAUCAUGUGUAGAAAGGCAGACAAUUUGAGCAUAUUCAUGGUUUUAUUAUAUCCAUCACAUAUAUAAAUUGAUGUUCUUGGUUUAACAUGAUCAGUAUUGGUAUGUUAUUGAUAUAAAAUGUCGAGUUUGUUUGAUUGCUCA